Molecule: messenger RNA, 564 nt
Organism: Mitosporidium daphniae
Lineage: Eukaryota; Fungi; Microsporidia
Product: ubiquitin-conjugating enzyme
Exons: 2
Coding region: 1-564 (187 amino acids)
Biological process (GO): protein polyubiquitination; DNA repair; proteasome-mediated ubiquitin-dependent protein catabolic process
Cellular component (GO): HULC complex
Molecular function (GO): ubiquitin conjugating enzyme activity
Source: RefSeq, a predicted model, not a curated record
AUGUCAACUCCCUGCCGUCGCCGUUUGAUGCGAGAUUUCCGAUGCAUUCAGCAAGACCCGCCGCCAGGAGUUGCGGGAUCGCCGCUUUCGGACAACAUCAUGCUUUGGCAGGCCGUAAUAUUCGGCCCCGAGGAUACCCCAUUUGAGGAUGGAACGUUUCGCCUGGUCCUCCGGUUCGACGAAAGCUAUCCCAACAAGCCGCCAUCGGUAAAAUUUAUCUCCAAGAUGUUCCAUCCAAAUGUUUAUCCCGAUGGCCAGCUAUGCCUGGACAUUCUUCAGAAUCGCUGGAGCCCCAGCUAUGAUGUUUCCUCAAUACUGACAAGUAUCCAGUCGCUUUUGCACGAUCCAAAUCCAAACAGCCCUGCUAACGCACACGCGGCCCAACUUUACAUGGAAAACCGCCAAGAAUACGUGAAGCGCGUUAAAGAAACCGUCGAACAAUCCUGGUUUGAUGCAGAUGAUGAGUGCCAAAUGUUGCCCGAUCCGUCUAACGGAGCCAGUGUUGCGCUCGAGCCUCCAAACGAAAGCCCGCAAAAUUCUGAACAACCCGCUGAACAUAACUAA